Molecule: messenger RNA, 924 nt
Organism: Trichoderma reesei QM6a
Lineage: Eukaryota; Fungi; Ascomycota; Sordariomycetes; Hypocreales; Hypocreaceae
Exons: 3
Coding region: 1-924 (307 amino acids)
Biological process (GO): ribosomal large subunit assembly; rRNA processing
Cellular component (GO): nucleolus
Molecular function (GO): rRNA binding
Source: RefSeq, a predicted model, not a curated record
AUGGCGGCCGUAUACAAGUCACUGUCCAAGAGCGACAGCGAGAAGCACGAACCGUCGACCAAUGGCGUCAAGAAGAACAAGCAGAGGGUGCUGAUCCUGUCCAGCCGAGGUUUUGCUCACAGACAUCGUCACCUCCUCAAUGAUCUUGCCUCUCUCCUUCCCCAUGGCCGAAAGGAUGCCAAGUUUGACUCAAAAUCCAGACUAGGCGAGCUCAACGAGCUGGCCGAGCUCUACAACUGCAACAACGUUCUGUUCUUUGAGGCGAGGAAGGGCAAGGACCUGUACGUGUGGCUGAGCAAGGUCCCCAACGGCCCGACUGUCAAGUUUCACCUUCAAAACCUGCACACGAUGGAAGAACUGCACUUCACCGGCAACUGCCUGAAGGGCUCUAGGCCAAUCCUCUCAUUCGACGCCGCCUUCGAGACGCAGCCGCACUUCCGCGUUAUGAAAGAGUUGUUCCUCCACACAUUUGGCGUUCCGCAGGGGGCGCGAAAAUCCAAGCCCUUUAUCGAUCAUGUCAUGGGCUUCAGCAUCGCGGACGGCAAGAUCUGGAUCCGAAACUACCAAAUCAGCGAAGUCGAGCAGACAAAGACCAAGGGCGAUGAGGAGGAAGGCUCUGAGUCAGCCGCGGCCGGCAAAUCUAGCAACUCGGACAUUAACCUCGUGGAGAUCGGACCUCGAUUCGUCCUCACGCCUCUGGUGAUACAGGAGGGCUCAUUUGGCGGACCCAUCAUAUACGAGAAUAGAGAGUUUGUCUCUCCCAACCAGAUCCGGGCUGACAUUCGGAGGGCAAAGGCUGCAAGGCACAAUGGCAGGGCGGAGCAAGUUGCUGGCCGCUUUGCCAAGAAGAAUGAGCUGGGUCUCCGGUCGAACGGCAACCGACGGGCCAAGGACGAGCUGGACAAGACGGCGUUGUUUGCAUAG